Megalopta genalis is the source of this 8300-nucleotide messenger RNA. RefSeq names its product semaphorin 1a (gene Sema1a). Gene Ontology annotation, molecular function: semaphorin receptor binding; chemorepellent activity. Gene Ontology annotation, cellular component: plasma membrane. The record is from RefSeq and is a predicted model, not a curated record. Gene Ontology annotation, biological process: semaphorin-plexin signaling pathway; axon guidance; negative chemotaxis. Lineage: Eukaryota; Metazoa; Arthropoda; Insecta; Hymenoptera; Halictidae.
AAAAGACAGCUGGGAAGUGUAACAUCACACAUCGAUUCGACGGCCCUGGCGAGCCCGAAAAAUUCUCUGUAAUUCCGCGUUUUGUUGGCUGCGGCCCGCGUCCCCGUGAAAGAAAACACGAGCCGUUGCACGCCAGAGACCGAGCCGUGUGUGCCUUGCCGGAGAAAGUGACUGUUCUCAAUGUGCCGAUACGAAACGUGACUGUUGGUUAUGCGGUUCCUGUCACGAACACCAGCCCUCGUUCAACCCCCGUUACACGACGACUGCGACCACCUACGUGGAAAACUGCCGCGGAGUUCACUGCAUUGCGAUUGGCGGCGUUGCAGUAGCGUCGACGAGAUACCGAGGACGGCGACGACGACGACGACGACGACGGCGGCGGCGACGGCGUCGGCGGUGGCGAGGAUGUCGAGGAUGUCGAGGAUGGCGGCGUGAUCGUGUCGCGGGGGUGGUGGGGUUGAAAAUCGGCGCUUGCCCGGUGUCUCCUGUGUACCUCUCCUUUCCUCUCUCUCUCUCUCUCUCUCUCCCUCUCUCGGAUCCCGUCGUUUCUUUUUUCCGCCUAGACUGCCCACCCUAUUCUUUCCGGUCGCCGCUCUGCCUCCUCUUGCUCUUGUCCACGUGCGCGAAGGCUAGGUGUGCGUGCAGCGUUGGCGCGUAGGCUCGCACACGCGACACUCGCAGGACAGCGGCUGGAACGGUGCAAACGAGAGAAGAGAGAAGAGAGAAGAAAGAAGAGCGAAGAAAGAAGACAGAAGGGGGAAGAGCGAAGAGCGAAGAGAGAAGGGUAGAGGAGAAGAAGAGGAGAAAGCGGCGCAGACCGGCGGCGUAAACUCCGAGCCUGCGCGGACGGUCGAGAAAUUCGGAGCAGUGGGAGGUCGCGCGAUCGGUGGGGGGGACUGUCACCUGUCCUGGCGCUGUGCGGCGUUAGUGUGACGGCGACCGUUGCGGGUUUCGCAUCGUUCCGGCGCGUGUGUACCGGUCGGUGACUUUUCGGCUAGUUCAGAGUGAGAGAGAAAGGAGAGAGGGGGAGAGAGAGAGAGAGACACACACGCCGUUGCACCCGGAGGAUCAUCGUGCAGGUAGAGUGGUUCGGCCGCCUCUCUGUCUCUCGUCUCGUCUUGUCUCGUCUCUCGAUCCGCCGCAAUCUUCUCCCGUUGGCCCGAUCGCCACGCUCGCCGUGGUCUCGUCGCGAACGGCUUUCGUCUCGAUUUCGGGAUUCGUUUUAAUCGUGGUUCGACGAGGCGCGUGCAAGCACGACGCCGCGUCCGAGUUUCUCGUGAAUGUGCGCGGUCAGGAAGCCGGUCGUCCCGAAGGAAACAUGCGUGAUCAGAGCUGGAGGACAACGACUGCGACUGCGACUGCGACGAGGAACACGCUGCACGUGACUGCGGCGCCCUCGCACCUUCUGCUGCAGUGAGUGGAGAAACCGAGAGAAGAGAGUGAUCGAGAGAAACACGGUUCUUUCUCCGAUUGGUUCCGUUCUCUGUUGCCGCGAGUUGAAUCGCGGGGGCAGCGGCGGCUGUGCGUCGUACACGGGGAGUAAAGAGUGUCGGUGGUUCUAUUUGGUGCGGUAUCUGUCGUGAGUUUUUCGAAUUCCGAGUUCCGAGAGUUUCGAGUUUCUCAGUUUUCCGAUUCCUUCGAUUGGCUGCGUGUUACCCUCGCGGAGGAGACUACGAACCCUGGCACGUUUCCGCUCCCGUUCGAACCACCAUCCGAGAGAAGAUGAGGUGUACCAUCUUGGAAACGAGGAUGCACCCCGUCCUGUCCUGCUGGUGCUUCGUCGCCACGGUCACCAUCGCCCUCGCGGCCUGGCAGGAAAACAUCAGGCCGAAGAUGUACGUCCAGCUCGGUGCGGAAGAUGUGUUCAGGUUUACGGGAAACGAAACGCACACAGACUACUUUCGGCUGGUGCUCCGGGACGGGAACUAUCUUCUGGUCGGCGGAAGAAAUCUCGUCCACAACCUGAGCCUGACCGAUCUGACCGAGCAGCAGCGGCUGACUUGGUAUUCGACCGACAGUGACGUGAAGAUGUGCCUGGUGAAAGGCACCCCCGAGGAGAACUGCCAGAACUAUAUUCGCAUUCUGGUGAAGACCGACCCGAGCACGUUGCUCGUGUGCGCGACGAACGCGUUCAAGCCGAUGUGCCGGGACUACGGCGUCCACGCCGGCAACUACUCGAUCGUGAAGGAGAAGGGCGGCCAGGCGAUGUGCCCUUACGACCCCCGGCACAACAGCACCUUCGUCUACGUCGACGGGGAGCUGUACACCGGCACGGUGGCCGAUUUCGCGGGAAUGGACCCCAUCAUUUACAGAGAACCGUUGCAGACCGAGCAGUACGACUCGAAAAGCCUCAACGCCCCGAACUUCGUGAGCUCCAUGUCCCAAGGAGACUUCGUCUACUUCUUCUUCCGGGAAACCGCUGUAGAAUAUAUCAAUUGCGGCAAGACCGUCUACUCUCGCGUGGCGAGAGUCUGUAAAUACGACCGAGGUGGUCCUCAUCGUUAUCGCAAUAGGUGGACCUCGUUCCUAAAGUCCCGACUCAAUUGCUCCGUCACCGGAGAUUUUCCUUUUUACUUCAAUGAAAUACAAUCAACGACGGAACUGAUAUCGGGCCAGUACGGCAAUAAGUCGGCGCAGCUGAUAUACGGCACGUUCACAACGCCGGUGAACAGCAUCAGCGGCUCGGCCGUUUGCGCGUUCUCCUUGCAGGACAUCACGGACACGUUCAAAGGCAACUUCAAGGAGCAGAGCGCCAUCAAUUCGAAUUGGCUGCCCGUGCAAAGCACCAAGGUCCCCGACCCGAGGCCGGGACAGUGCGCCAACGACUCUCGAUCGCUGCCCGAUUUGACCCUCAACUUCAUCCACACGCACUCCCUGAUGGACGAUCUGGUGCCCAGUUUCUUCGGACAACCGAUCGUCAUACGCACCAGCUUCCAUUACAGAUUCACGCAGAUCGCCGUGGACCCUCAGGUGAAGACACCCGGCGGCAAGACGUACGACGUGCUGUUCAUCGGGACGGACAACGGGAAGGUGAUCAAGGCGGUGAACGCGGACUCGGCGGACACUCAUCUGAAGGUCAGCCCGGUGGUGAUCGAGGAGAUCCAGGCGUUCCCGUCGACGGUGCCGGUCCGCGGCAUCAAAGUCGUCAGAGCCUCGCAGGCCGGCGACGGCCUCGAAGACGGCAGGCUGGUCGUGAUCGCCGACAGCCAGGUCCAGGCGCUCAGGCUCCACCGGUGUUACAGCGACAGGAUCUUGUCGUGCGGCGAGUGCGUGGCUCUUCAGGAUCCGUAUUGUGCCUGGGACAAGAUCGAAGGCAAAUGCAGAGCGCUGGUUGGCCCGGCGGCCACCGAUGCCAGCCGAUUCUUGCAGAGCGUCGCCACCGGGAUGCACGCGUCCUGUCCUCCCAGCAAAGGUCUGAACAAGGACGCGGGCAGCGUGGGCGCCAUCUCCGCGAACCAGAACAAAUUCCCCCAGGACUCGAUGAUCCCCAACAAAGAUGGCCAGGGAGGGGAGAUCAUCAAUAUCAUGCAAGACGAGGAGCAGGAUAAUUCAGGCCCCGAGGUGUCCGCAGCAGAUUCGCCGCCGCCGCAAUAUUCCGUCGAGACUCUGGUGAUGGCCGUGGUGGCUGGAGCCUUGGCUGCCCUGUUGGUCGGUUUCGUGGCUGGAUACCUGUGCGGCAGGAAGUGCAGGAAAGACGAGGACGACAAUCUACCGUAUCCGGACACGGAGUACGAGUACUUUGAGCAACGGCAAAACGUGAACAGCAGGCUAGCGCCGGAGCCGAAGCUGCUGCCGCAGGAGGAGGUGACGUACGCGGAGCCGGUGCUGGUCCCGCAGCCCCCGAAGCUGCACUCCCCGAAGGGCACGAUGCGAAAGCCGCCGCCGACGCCGACGGAAACGCUGUUCCAGUUUCCGGACGGAUACGGGUUCCGCGGGCCGAGGGACAACUUCGGGACCCUGCGGUCGCACCAGGGCGACGCGUACAGGCGCAACGACGGAUUCGCAACCACCCGCAGCGUGAAGAAGGUUUAUCUCUGAGAAACGAGCGAGGAGGGAGGCGGCCGUCACCGGAGCCUAGGACGGCCGGCGCGCAAUCGUCGUAACGCGAUUGUCACGUCCGGGGGACUUUCGAACCGCGAGCUCGCGGGCCCGAGGACGCUCGAGUCGCCCUCGCCGCCCUCGAGCGUAUCGUCGAGUUCCCCGUCUCCUCCCUCCUCGUCACCUUCGCCCACCCUCGUACCGAUCGCCAUGACCGGCGGCUCGCCGCCACCGCCGACGCCGCCCUGCAGCUUCAUCUACCGCUCAUAGUCGUCGUCGUCGUCGUCGGCGCCGCGAUCCUCACCGCCGCCGUCGUACACCGCUUCUUGUUACGCGACGCCGGCUACAGCAACGGCAACAACAACAGCAGCAACGACACCGACGAUGCCCGCGACCGGCACGCCGUACCAUCGCAGGUCCGUCGCGCGUACCGAUCUCGUAUAGCGGGGCGCGCUCGAACGAGCCGAGGAGAACCACCACCACCCCCUUCUUCCCUCGUCCUAGUUAUAUACUCCCUUCUUGCCCGGUUUUCGUUGCGCGGAUACGCCGUUCGAAUCGCCGAUCUACGCCUGCACGUGCCACAAACGUGCACGUUGGAUGUAGCUGUGUACGCGCGCGCGCGUCGAUCGAGUCGGAGGAUCGCCGAAGGAUCGCCGAGAUCGCGCGCCGAGAGUGGCGCAACGAUCGAGAAGACGGAGAGAACGCGAGUACGACAGAGGCCUCCACUCGGAUCGUUUCCGAGUCUUCUUCGACGACGGAGGUCCGAGCGUUUUCGAUCGCCGAUCGAUCGAUCGAGCGAGCGAACGAGCGAGCGAGCGAGCGAGCAAGCCCGGCGCGAUCGCGACGCGGCGAUCUCCGCCGUUUCGUUCCGAUCGUUUGUUUUUCUAAAGAACCGGAUUGCCGCGUGCACGCGCGUCGUAUUACGGCAAGGUUUCUUCUCGUGUGAAGUCAAUUAAAAGAGACUAUCGUCGGGACUCGUGUUGCGAUUUUUCUAAUGUUGUAAUAUUUAACUAGCGAGUGAUCGACAGUGCCAUUAUUGUACGCGUAAUACUACCGCGUGCCUCGUAAUUCGAUCGUCGACAAGAGGAAAUCGAAGAUGGAAGGUUAUCGGGCUUCGUGGUUUGCGCGGCACCGUGCCAUAAACGAUCGACCGUUUCACGCGGAAUCGCGGAAAUCGUCGCGUUGCCUUUGUUAAACGAUGGAUUUAGGCGAAUUACGGUUCGGCGAAGAAGUCGUCGCCGUCGCCGUCGCCGUCGUCGCGUUGUAGUUGCAGUUGUCGUUGUCGCUGUCGUUGUUGUCGAGUUUCCCGCGAUUCCUAAUUUUCUCGUACGUUUUCGGAGCGCACGUUUCUCCGAGCUACAGAAUAUACGUAAUAGAGACGCACAGAUAGACAGAGAGAAAGACAGAGAGAGAGAGAGAGAGAGAGAGAGAGAGAGAGAGAGAGGAAGAGAGAGAGGGUAACGGGAGAGAAAGCGUGCGUGCGCGACAUCUGUUUUCGUAUAGACAGAGAGAGAGAGAGAGAGAGAGAGAGAGAGAGAGAGAGUUGACAAAGCAGACGGAAGAAGAUUCGAAAGCGCAGCGUUGUCGGAGAACGAGCGGGAGAGGUACAGGGCUUGUAUGUAAAUAACACGUAUAUACAAAGAAAACGACAAAUAGCAUAUAUACAACGGUUUAAGAAUCUUACGAGCGGCAUAGGGAAAGCAGAGACAUGAGAAUCAGUCCAUCUAGAAAUUUGGGCAAAAUGAUACAAGUAGACAUCUAUCUUAAAGUGCUUCUUAUUUCGGUGUGUUUAGAGAAUAACGCGUAUGUGAUAUAUUCUAUAUGACGAGAAGUUUUCUAGGCGUUGAGAGAAAGGGUCAGAAAGAGAGAGAGAGCGAGAGAGAGAAAGAGAGCGUGCUUGAGACAGGGAGAGAACGAGAGAAAGAAUGGUUGCAUAAUGGGGAGAAUGAGAAGAUGCAGGAGAUUGUAACCGAUGGAAAUGGUGAACGGGGAGAUGGUGCGACUCGAACGACUCUCUUCGACGAAUUUCAGACGACAAGCGCGUACGAAGGCGGCGAUGAUGAACUCGACGGUCCGUUGUUCACAAGAAUUCAUCGCUGCCAUUUUUCGAAACGGCUACCGUCGGAAUCGGAAUCGGAAUCGGAAUCGAAUCGCGAACGAAUCGAUGCGUCGGUAUCCAACAGCGGAGCCAAACAACGAUCAACGCCGAUGAAUUGUUUCUUCUUUCGAUCCUGCUUAUUGUUUUUCUUCGGGAAACGAGACAAGUUCGCGACAUUCUGUGAACAAUCGAGCAGAGAGCGUCACGCUGCCGCAUUUCUUUUAUCCUACGUGUUGGACACGAGCGCGCGAGAGGCAAACACACGCGCGCGAGCACCGGCGCGUACACGCGCGUACGUAUACGUUCAACGCCGCGCCUUUUUCCUCUACGAACGAUCGUCGUCGGAUCGUCUCGUUUCGAGAUCGGCGAAGGGGCCCGCCCUGUUCUAUUCACCCCUUAUCAAACGGAAAGACUGAAACGAAUUUUCUCGAAAGGCUCGGGCCCUGGGAUCGGUCGAACAGUUCUAACGUUGCGUCGGCACCGACGAACACGAUUUCCUUUGUCGACAGUACAAAUUUACGUCGCGUUCCUUCAUACGAUGAUGAGUUUGGGCUGGUUUCGCGAGCCAUCGACGCGCGAAAACGCCCCGACGUCGCUCUUCCCGCGGAAUCCAUGACGGUUCAGCUGGAUAUAUAUACGACGCGUUUCUGUUCGUAAUUGAAAUGGAAAGGCCGGCGUUGAUAUCCGACGACGGAGCUUUCUUCUCGCAAGCUGAAGCGCAUGAUUCCAGCAGGAAAGAGGACGGUCGGCUACGCGAGCAAAACGAUGCGUCGACGAGGAAAGACGGACGCGAUUCUACGCGUUCAAACACAUACGUACAUACAUGCAUACGUACGCAGACAUAUAAACACACACGUGCAUACAAAGUCAUACACACACGCGCGCGCACACACAGAUAGACACACACACGUACAUUUACUGCCGCGGAGAUCCGCGCGUUUCGAAGCUGCCAUGUUGUUAAUCGAACCCGACGCUUCUCUCGUCGUUGAUAAAAAUAUCCGUAGUUGUACCUCCGGCGUAUGUAUGUAGCGCAUUUUGAACGGCUUGCUUCCGCGCGGUUCCGACAGGGACACGCGCGCGCGUUUUCUAAGUUUGAUACGAUAAAAAAGCGGGUUCGCGUUUUAACCGUGUUAUAGAUUCUAACGAGAGACUCACGUGUGUAGCGAUCGUUUCGCGAAUGGAAAGACUCAGGCACGAUACCAAAGAUAUUAAUUCGUAUAAACGUGUGAAGAACACACCGUUGUUGGUCGUUGCGAUGAUGGUUGAAACGUUCAGAGAGGCGCACAAAAGAACGAGGUAGGGAGAAAACGAAAUCUCAGGUGGAGAGGCCCCGUCGCACAAAACAUAAAACGUGUACGCAUCUCGGUUCGCUUUACAGAAAGCCGUUCGUCGAACCGCUCGCCGUCCCUCCACCGCGCUUAGAACUUUCAUAUUUUUAUAUUUCUAACCGACACGAUCCCCCACCCCACCACGCCCCAUUGCUCGAGACGCAACAAUCUUUGUUCGACCUUGUUUGUAUCCGUUCGACGGGAUUUUAUGUGUUCAUUGCGAGACUGAAGAAAUUUCGUACGCCAAAGAUAAUAUGCUGCGGCGCUCUCUAUUCAACCUUUGCCAAAAGAUUUUUGUAAUUUGCCCGCGGGAGAGCGAUCAGCCGGGGUUCGAUCGGAGCUUGUGGACCCGAUCCUGCGAAAUCGAGAUGCGUGGCAACGAAGGACGAACGAAGGGAGGGGACGAGACACGGCCGAGAAUCGUCUCGGAUCGGAUCUUCUUGGAAUCAAGUAAUGCAUGAAAAUGAAAUGCUGCGAGCACCGAUGGAAGCGCGCGGUCAGAGAGAUAUUUUUCGACAACGAGGAGAUUAUUCCGGUUGGCGGCGCGUGCGAACGUUUGAUUAACGCGCGAAGGAAGCGUGGAGAACGCGGCGGAACGACGAUCGCCGGAAGAAGGACGGUUGACGGAAACGGACAGAGAGAGAGAGAGAGAGAGAGAGAGAGAGAGAGGAUAUUUAUAAUAUGAGCCGGUGUUUCCGACCGAGGUCGGGACGUAGAAAAAUUAGGGUCAGAGGGUAAACCGGGGGGCGACAGAGGUUCGCGUCCAACGUGUUCAAAACGAAGACGGAAUCGCGCGAUCGUAUCGUUUAAACCAAUAAGGAACGGAUUCCAUCCAA